UCUGCUAUAUCUACUUCCGUAAUUGAUGUAUGCGCUUGUAGCUGUGUGUUUGUGGUUGUGUACAUGUCAAUAUGUGUAGUGAUCAAUACCUUUUCUGAUUCGUGGAUUUUGUUACGUUCUGUCUAUCGCUUAUGUCUCGAUUGACGUCUGAAUUUUAUGGACUACAUUGUUUUGUGUGCUAAUAGAUCGAUUGGAGUUCUGAAGUUGCAGUUGAAAAUUUUGUUGUUUACGAAUUUUUUAUGAGACUUGAGAGGGCUCAGCUCCGUUGUGUCUUAGACUGAAUAUCGAAAUGCAAAUUUUGUUGUAUCUAUGGUUCACCACGUUUUUCCCUCCGAAGAUCUGCCGGAAAAGGGGGAACAGAUUGGACUUAGAUGAAAGGGAAGCUGACUUGGUGCAUCACGUUGUCAUGUAUUUUUUAUUGGACUCGAUUAUUUUCUUCUUCGGGGACUACUUGAAGAAAACAUGAGGUUUCAGCUUUAUGCCACUCAGUGACCUGCAAGAUGUUAUCGCCAGAUAAAAAACAAACCUUAUCCAAAAUCAAGGUACUGCCGAGGCGUGCCAGAUCCAAAGAUCAGGAUUUAUGAUGUUGGAAUGAAGAGAAAGGGUGUUGAAGAGUUUCCCUUUUGUGUGCAUUUGGUAAGUUGGGAGAAGGAGAAUGUCUCCAGUGAGGCAUUGGAAGCUGCACGUAUUGCUUGCAACAAAUACAUGACAAAGUAUGCUGGAAAGGAUGCAUUUCACUUGAGGGUUAGGGUGCAUCCUUUCCAUGUGCUUCGGAUCAAUAAGAUGCUCUCGUGUGCUGGAGCUGAUAGGCUCCAGACUGGUAUGCGUGGAGCUUUUGGCAAGCCUCAAGGUACAUGUGCACGCGUGGCCAUUGGUCAGGUUCUUCUGUCUGUCCGCUGCAAAGAUGCAAACAGUCAUCAUGCACAGGAAGCCUUGCGCCGCGCUAAGUUCAAAUUCCCUGGUCGUCAAAAGAUAAUUGUCAGCAGGAAGUGGGGAUUUACAAAGUUCAGCCGCACCGAUUAUGUUAAGUGGAAAGCAGAAAACCGGAUUGUGCCAGAUGGUGUCAAUGCUAAGCUUCUAGGGUGCCAUGGACCCUUGGCCGAGCGUCAACCGGGAAGAGCAUUUUUGCAUGCAAGUGCUUAGAGGAGAUAACAUGCAUAAAUGCCUGGUCAAUUGUUAGAAUGAUUUAAAUUUUUGCUACAUGGUAUUUGGAAGUGACGUACUCUCUUCUUUGUUUUCUUCCUUGCAUUCCUUUCAAGUGAAGUUUUGUUGGCUUGAAUUAGUACUGUGUACUGGGAAAUGAAAUUCGCAGGGUCAAAUUUUUUCUUGAA
Diospyros lotus (date-plum) is the source of this 1331-nucleotide messenger RNA. Its product is annotated as 60S ribosomal protein L10. Bases 592 to 1143 code for a protein of 183 amino acids. Gene Ontology annotation, molecular function: structural constituent of ribosome. The record is from RefSeq and is a predicted model, not a curated record. Lineage: Eukaryota; Viridiplantae; Streptophyta; Magnoliopsida; Ericales; Ebenaceae. The transcript has 4 exons. Gene Ontology annotation, cellular component: cytosolic large ribosomal subunit; ribosome. Gene Ontology annotation, biological process: ribosomal large subunit assembly; translation.